Sycon ciliatum is the source of this 3326-nucleotide messenger RNA. RefSeq lists its product as uncharacterized. NCBI's taxonomy places the organism in Eukaryota, Metazoa, Porifera, Calcarea, Leucosolenida, Sycettidae. The record is from RefSeq and is a predicted model, not a curated record. The transcript has a single exon. Gene Ontology annotation, cellular component: cell cortex. Gene Ontology annotation, biological process: mitotic actomyosin contractile ring assembly actin filament organization. Gene Ontology annotation, molecular function: actin filament binding; GTPase activator activity; calmodulin binding. Bases 277 to 2751 code for a protein of 824 amino acids.
UUUCAAUCGGGAGGAGGUCGUCCUUGCCGAGUAUUACCACCGUGGCUUGCAUACAUGUAUCUGUGACACAGCAAGCUGAACCGAACACGAUCAGGUUGAUCGGUGGACAAGUGUUCCUCUUCGCUGCUCACUCUGGCUUUCAUGUCGAGUUAGCAGUACUGGUAGGUAGCCGGCUAAUCCAGUAGCGGUGAAGUUAGUUGUCGUCCUUGUCCCGAGACUUCGGAGAUCGUGGAGAAAGGAGCGGCGUCGGACCACCCCUCUCCAAGCAGCUUGGCCAUGGAUUUGUCCGUGGCAGGGGGUGGCCAGGCCCAAGACGGCUAUUCGUACCUCUGCCGUUUGGAGGAGCUGCGCCAAUGGAUGCUCAAGGUUCUGAGCGAAGAGGUGCCGCCAGCAUCUGAGCUAGAGAGCAGGCUUCGUAAUGGCGUGCUCCUCGUCAAACUUGGGAAGGUGUUGCUACCCGAUGACCCGAUGUGGCGCAAGGCCUACGACUUGGACGAGAAGAAGUUCUUGAAAACCGGCUGCCCCGAUUUCCGCCACACGGACAACAUCAACUUCUGGCUGCAGUCCUUGGUCAAGCUAGGGCUACCGGCCGUCUUCUACCCGCAGACCACGGACAUUUAUGAGGCCAAGAAUAUGCCUAAGCUAGUUUUCUGCCUGCACGCGCUGAGUCAUUUCAGUGCACGCCAGGGCCAAGUGGCGAGCGCCGUUCCGAACUUGGAGGGUCGGGCCACCUUCACAGAGGAAGAAAUCACUGAGGCGACGGACAAGAUAGCGACCGCCAACGUGCCGUCGUUCCAGGCCGUGGAAGACCUGGUGGACGAAGAAAUGCAGUAUCAAGCAAUGGGUGAGUUUAGUGCUGAUGAGCUGAAGGACUUGCGCGAAGAGCACUUGGCAAGCAAAAAGGCAGCUGCAAAAGCAGCAGCCAAGGAGCCAGAAGUUGAGGAGGAAGAGGAGGAGGCGAUUUAUGACCCAGUGUCGACGGAUGCCCCGCCCGUACCCCUUCGCAACGUACGGCCGAGUCUACCACCGGAGGACACGGACCUGUACGACAACUCGGACAGUGUGAAAGACCAAAUCAAGCACAAGAAAGAAGAAGAGGAGGAAGAGGAACCACCGCCACUUCCGCCCAAACUUGAAGAACCACUGGCAGAAGUGGAGUGUGGCGAAGGAAUCAAGGCUUCACUCUACUCCGCCGUCGACAAGAAAGCGUUAGAAAAGGCCCGCGACGAUGCCAUGUCACCGCAGGAGAAAGCUAUCACGGCCAUCAACCGCGCCCUGACCAACCGGGACGAGACGGAGCUACUGCAGGCAUUGAAAAACCCGGACGCCGAGCUUCCGGACAUCUUCACACAGCCGACUGAGUACAUGAAGGCACUGGUUGCCGAGAGCAAGUCCACGUUUCCCACGUCCAUGACGCCAGUGUUCAGUGGAAUUUCUCGGCCGAAGAGCGAGGAGCUCCUGUCGUCGCUCAGUCCCGGUGCCUUGCUCGUGCGUACCGGCUCCAACAACGAAAAGGUUGUGUCGUUCCGCAACCGUACCGGCAUCAAGCACUGGCAGAUCGGCGUCAGCUCCGACGGCAAGUACUUCUUCGGCGCGAGCGCGCGGUACGAGAACUUCGGCGACUUCAUGCAGCAGUUCAUCGCGUCCCUCUCGUCCUCCACCGGUCUCCACACGUACUACGCCAACGACCGGGUGCUCAAGCCGCGCUCCGCGGACCAAGACCGGAUCUACGGGCUUGAAUCCGACGAUCAGUCGACUCGGCUGGAGCGCGAGUACAUAGAGAGCGUGGUGGCGCAGGUGAACAAGCGCAUCCGUCAGGACCUGCUCAACAUGAUGGGCGGAAGCGGAGAUGGCGCUGGCAGUGACGCCGGUGCAGUACCACCACCGCUACCACCCGAUCCAAGUGGUGGUGGCGGUGCCGGUGGAGCCCCCGCACCGCCACCCCCAGUCACCCGCCGGCCGACGCUGGAGAAAAGAGCGUCGCAGGAUCUGCAGUCCGCCCGGCCCGCCGCAGCCGAGCCGCAGAUACUGCCGUCCAAGAUCCCGCCGACAAAGUGGACGGAGGCGCUGCUCAGCCGAAUGAACCGGGCGCAGGCCGAGAAGAUACUGAUGGAGCACGGCGCACCCGGCAGUUACGUGGUGAGGGUGAGCGAACGUGGUGCCGGCCAGUAUAGCAUCACCUUCCGACUGAGCAGCACGAUCCGCCACUGGAAGGUCGUCACUCAGAACGGCAUGUUCACCUUCUCCGACGACUCGCCCAAGGUCACCUCUCUGAAGGCGCUGAUCGGAUUGUUUGAGACAGUGAAGCACGAACCUGGCUUGAAGAUGAUGCCUCUCCUGCCCGCAUCGGCUGCACCCAGCGCCGCAGGCCGACCAUCAGCUACAGCACCGCCACAGCUUCCUCCGAAUCCGGCACUGCCACGCCAGCGUUCUCUUUCAGGUAACGGACCGCCGGCAGCACCCACCGCUCGCCAGCCACCGCAGCCUGGCCCAGGUGCAGCUGCUGGCAAGGCAUCAUCGGCCAGUCCAAUGGGCAGCCCGGUGGCCGAGUGGUCCGUGGAGCAAGUGCAGCGAUGGCUAACGGGAAUCGGACUCGGCAUGCACACGGCCAGCUUCCAGGAGCACUACGUUGACGGCCAGUGCCUGCUGGAGAUCACAGAUGAUCAGCUGAAGUACGACAUGGGCAUCACUGCCCUGGGACAUCGCACGCAGAUCAUGCGCAAAAUCAAGGCCCUAACAGCAAACGUCUAGACUGCUGUUGAGCAUGGCCGUGCCAUGGCAAGGGGAGCUAUCAAAAGCCGUUCAACUCCCAUGCAAUCCAUGCAAGCAGAUGCUGAGUCCAGCCUCCAACGCCACUUCAAGCACCACUGCUCUACUAGCCCUAGUAUCCAUGUACAGUACUGGCCGGGUCGACCAGUGUCAUCUUGUAGUAUCAAGUGGCUGAUGUUUUAGUUCACACGCUCCUUUGUCCAAUUGCUACAACUUUUUCAGUAUACUUGAACCUUACAGACUGUACAUGAGCAACCCAGUUCCAAGCUGUUAUGCUGGUGCUGAAAGCAGCACACAAUGCUAUACUACCAUAAUAAUUAUUUUGCUGACAAGCCAUAAUCAUGCAUGUGUAAAGGACGUGUAUGCCAUCGGUCAGCAGCACUACAAUAGUUAUAGAAUAAUCUCAGUGAAAUGAUGUGCAUUUCCGGAUUGCAACGGAUCUUUUCUCAUUUGAGAGCAGGUUUCGCAGGGGACUGUUCCCCCGUGACUGCAGUUUGCUGAAUUCUCUUGAUUUUCAUUUUUAAAUCGUGUUAAAAACAUCUACGCCUUCCCUUCUA